Messenger RNA from Capsicum annuum, 2046 nucleotides. Its product is annotated as laccase-12. Gene Ontology annotation, cellular component: apoplast. Lineage: Eukaryota; Viridiplantae; Streptophyta; Magnoliopsida; Solanales; Solanaceae. The record is from RefSeq and is a predicted model, not a curated record. Gene Ontology annotation, molecular function: hydroquinone:oxygen oxidoreductase activity; copper ion binding. The transcript is spliced from 6 exons. Gene Ontology annotation, biological process: lignin catabolic process. The coding region runs from base 73 to 1794 and encodes 573 amino acids.
AAUCUUUCACAAACAAGCACUGCCUUGCAUCUCCUACUAAUACUCGACUGAGUUUUAAAAAUAAGGAAAACAAUGGAGGUCUUCAAAAGCAUCGCGAAGACUUCGAGUUCUUUCUUUGUUGUAUGCAUUUUGCUUCUCUUUGCAAAUGCAGCAUCUGAGAAAACUCACUACCAUGAUUUUGUUAUUCAAGCAACACCAGUGAAGAGGCUAUGCAAUACACGUAACACCAUCACGGUGAAUGGACAAUUUCCUGGACCAACAUUGGAAGUAAACAAUGGAGAUACUCUAGUGGUUAACGUUGUUAACAGAGCUCAGUACAAUGUCACCAUUCACUGGCACGGGGUUAGGCAAAUCAGAACAGGAUGGGCCGAUGGACCUGAAUUUAUCACUCAGUGCCCAAUUAGACCAGGAAAGAGUUACACUUAUCGGUUUACCAUGCAAGGACAGGAAGGGACUCUUUGGUGGCACGCCCACAGCUCAUGGCUCAGGGCAACUGUUUACGGAGCUUUAAUUAUCCACCCAAAAGCAGGAGAAAGCUAUCCAUUUCCUACGCCCAAAAGAGAAACGCCAGUUCUGCUUGGUGAAUGGUGGAAUGCAAAUCCUAUUGAUGUUGUAAGACAAGCUACAAGAACAGGAGCAGCUCCGAAUGUAUCAGAUGCUUACACCAUCAAUGGUCAACCGGGUGACCUCUACAAGUGUUCCAGUCAAGAUAUCACCAUAAUCCAUGUGGACUCGGGUGAAACCAACCUCCUUCGAGUUGUCAAUGCUGGACUCAACCAGCAGCUUUUCUUUACUGUGGCCAACCACAAGCUUACUGUUGUUGGAGCCGAUGCUAAUUAUGUUAAACCCUUUACAACGUCAGUCCUUAUGCUGGGACCAGGCCAGACAACUGAUGUCCUAAUCAAAGCUGACCAGCCCGCGGCCAGAUACUACAUGGCAGCACGUGCCUACGCAAGCGCUCAAGGCGCCCCCUUUGAUAAUACCACAACCACAGCCAUCCUUGAGUAUCAGACAUCUUGUUCUUCCAAUUGUGCUAAGACUAAUCCAGUUUUCCCGUCUUUACCAGCAUAUAACGACACAGCCACUGCUACAGCCUUCACAACCAAAUUCAGAAGCCCAAGAAAGGCCCAGGUGCCAACUGAAAUUGAUGAGAAUUUAUUUGUCACAGUUGGGCUGGGACUCGAGAACUGCCCAAGUGGUGCAAGCUCAAGUAGCUGUCAAGGUCCAAAUGGAACUCGAUUUGCUGCCAGUAUGAACAAUGUCUCUUUUGUGCUACCAUCCAAUUUUUCGCUGCUACAAGCACAUCACCAAGGCAUACAUGGUGUUUUCUCCACGGAUUUUCCAGCAAACCCACCUGUAAAAUUUGAUUAUACCGGUAAUGUAAGCCGGUCAUUGUGGCAACCUAUUCGAGGAACUAAGUUGUACAAGUUGACAUAUGGGGCAAGAGUGCAAGUUGUAUUACAGGGGACAGGCAUCUUCACAGCUGAGAACCACCCAAUUCAUCUUCAUGGAUAUGAUUUUUACAUUAUUGCAGAGGGUUUCGGUAACUUCAAUCCAAAAAGUGAUACUGCUAAAUUCAACCUAGUUGAUCCACCUCUAAGAAAUACAGCCAGUGUACCCGUUAAUGGAUGGACAGUCAUCAGAUUUGUCGCUGACAAUCCAGGAGUGUGGCUGAUGCACUGUCACUUGGAUGUGCACAUUACCUGGGGUUUGGCCAUGGCAUUCCUCGUGGAAAAUGGAGUUAGUGAACUGGAAUCGUUGGAGGCUCCUCCAGAAGAUUUUCCUGUCUGUUGACGACUGCAAAAAGCGACAUUAUACAAAAACUCAGAGCCCAUAGAGAUAUUACUUCAAUAGAUUUAGGCAUUCAAUAUAAUGUUCCCUACAUGUAUCGCAGUUAUUGUUAUUAUAGAUAACUGGGUUGAUGACAAAAGUUGUUGAUGAACUCAGCAUUUGUCUUAGAACUAAGGCAGUGUAUUCCCAGAUUAAAGCAAUUGUAUUGUUAAAGUGUGAUUAACACAAAAGAAUUCAUUUGAGUUUUGAACUAAA